UUCCAGUUUAUCGGCCAUGCUGCACCGAUAAUCGUAACAAUGAGGAUUUUGUUGACUGCUGUUAUUUUGGCUCUUAUUGGGCUUGUUGUUGCGUUUGAAGUUGAAGACCAAUCCAGGGAUUUAAAGAGCAAAGAAAGACAUCGAAGAUGGUUGUUCACGGACAAAUGCAAGGCACAUAGCGAUUGUGGAUCCAAUGCAUGCUGUGACUACUCGUGGUUUGGCAACUCSUGUAUUCGUAAACGAGGACUAUUCAGGAGCUGCUCUAACAACCCUAAAUGUGGAUGUAUGUGCGAAUGCCAGCAAGGACUCGAAUGUAAACAAUUCCGACUGACUAAAUGGCCAUACUAUCGCUUCUCAAUUUGCCUUCGYCCAACAACUCCUCCACCCACCGAAGAGCCUGGUUCAGGAGAUUUUGCUUAACUAUGCAAAUUAAUACAGGGUAUCUGAAUAAACAAAGCUGUCYAAUAAAUAGACUAAAAACAAAA
This is a messenger RNA of Exaiptasia diaphana, 485 nucleotides long. RefSeq lists its product as uncharacterized. Gene Ontology annotation, molecular function: enzyme activator activity. The record is from RefSeq and is a predicted model, not a curated record. The transcript is spliced from 3 exons. Gene Ontology annotation, cellular component: extracellular region. Bases 40 to 420 code for a protein of 126 amino acids. Lineage: Eukaryota; Metazoa; Cnidaria; Anthozoa; Actiniaria; Aiptasiidae. Gene Ontology annotation, biological process: digestion; lipid catabolic process.